AUGUCUCUGGCGGCACCGGGGCUACCGGCUCAGUCGUCGGGCCUGUCGCUAUGGAGUCUUCUCGAGGCCAUGUGGGAGCCCGUCGUGGGCUACCCGGCCGCCGAGUUCGAAUUCAAGCCGCGCAUGACGCCGCUCUCAACACUCAACGAGAGCGCUAUGUUCAUCACGCUUUACUAUGCCAUGAUCAUCAGCGGCAAGGAGUGGAUGCGCCACCGCAAGCCCUUCAAGCUGCACGGCCCGUUCCUCGUCCACAACUUCUUCCUCAGCGCCCUCAGCGCCUUCCUGCUAGCCCUCUACGUUGAGCAGCUAUUGCCAACCCUCUACAACAAGGGCACCUACUAUGCCAUCUGCGAAGCGGGCGGCGGCUGGACAAAGCCACUGGUAACGCUCUACUACUUGAACUACCUGACCAAGUACGUGGAGCUGCUGGACACGGCGUUUCUCAUUCUCAAGAAGAAGCCCCUGACGUUUCUCCACUGCUACCACCACGGCGCCACGGCGCUGCUGUGCUACUCCCAGCUCGUCGGGUCCACGGCCGUCUCCUGGGUGCCCAUCACGCUGAACCUGACGGUGCACGUCGUCAUGUACGCCUACUACUUUCUCGCGGCGCGCGGCAUCCGCGUGUGGUGGAAGGAGUGGGUUACGCGGCUGCAGAUUGCACAGUUUGUCAUUGAUCUGGGCUUCGUGUACUUCACCUCCUACACGUAUUUCUCCAACCGGUACUGGCCCUGGCUGCCCAACGUCGGCUCGUGCGCCGGCGAGGAGUUUGCCGCCCUCUCAGGCAUCGCCAUCCUGAGCUCCUACCUGGUGCUCUUCAUCUCCUUCUACGCUGCCACGUACAAGAAGGGUCCGGGAGCCAGGAAGAAGGCCGCUACGGCCGCCGCUGGUCGGACUCCUGUGGUUGUGAACGGCAAUGGGAAGCUGCCGCUUGACACGGCGACCGCCACGGGGGCAAGCUACUAA
Lasiosphaeria miniovina is the source of this 963-nucleotide messenger RNA. RefSeq names its product GNS1/SUR4 family protein. Gene Ontology annotation, molecular function: fatty acid elongase activity. Gene Ontology annotation, cellular component: endoplasmic reticulum membrane. Gene Ontology annotation, biological process: sphingolipid biosynthetic process; very long-chain fatty acid biosynthetic process; fatty acid elongation, polyunsaturated fatty acid. Lineage: Eukaryota; Fungi; Ascomycota; Sordariomycetes; Sordariales; Lasiosphaeriaceae. The coding region runs from base 1 to 963 and encodes 320 amino acids. The record is from RefSeq and is a predicted model, not a curated record. The transcript has 4 exons.